This is a messenger RNA of Megalopta genalis, 1430 nucleotides long. RefSeq lists its product as uncharacterized. Gene Ontology annotation, cellular component: axon; neuronal cell body; membrane. Gene Ontology annotation, biological process: chemosensory behavior; male courtship behavior; sensory perception of taste. NCBI's taxonomy places the organism in Eukaryota, Metazoa, Arthropoda, Insecta, Hymenoptera, Halictidae. The record is from RefSeq and is a predicted model, not a curated record.
UGGAGAUCCCUAGACCGCCAAGAGCGAGAGGAUGGAUCGUUUGGUGCGGAGGGUGCGCCGGAUACAGCAGCACCCGGUCGGGCAGGUGCGCAGAAAGGAGGUUCGCCCGAAGUCGGGGACUCCCCCGAAAGCCUUCGACGUGGACAACGUGUACGCCGAGAUGACUGUUCGCACGAAGAACCGCGAGAUAGAGUACCGCGGCCCUUAUUCGCCCCUGUACUCGGCGAUCUACCCCGUCGUUUGCGUGACGAGGGUGUUCGGCUUGGCGCCGUACGAUUUCGUGGCCGACCGGAUGACCACGUCGGUCUCUUAUCUCCUUUUCUCCCUCGUUUUCCUGGUCGUCUACUCUUACAUCAUGUACAUAGUGUUCCUGAGGUUCAUCAGCCUGAAACGAGAGAAGUCUAUCUUGAGCGUCGUCGAAACGACUAAGGUGAUCGUCAACUAUCUGGUGGUUAUGUACGAGUUGAUCUCGACCAUGUUCGACUGCAAGGCGUUCGUCAAGAUCUGGAACACUCUGCAGGACUUCGACGAGAAGCUGCGCCAGUUGGGCUAUCCGCGGAAGGAAGGUACCGUCGAGGUCGCGACGUGGGCUCUCCUGUUCAGCCAGGCUGUCGUCUGGACCAUGGUCAAUCAGAGCGGAAUGUACGCGUUUAAGGAGACCUGGAUGUUCAACGUGAGCUACAUGCUGACCUACGUCGGCACCGCCGUCUCCGUGUACAAGUUCUUCGGCAUAGUGACGUUCUUCGGGCAACGCUUCCAUCAGCUGAACCGGAUCACCAGGGAGAACCUACCGGCCCGGGUCGGCUACAAGAGCACCAUCCUCAGCAGAAAGACGAUCCAAGAACUGCACAACGAGCUAAUGUUGGUCGCGGAGACGCUCGGCUCGCUCUACUCGUUGUCCCUGCUGUUCUGGCUGUUCAAUCUGAGCGUGCACAGCGUCAGCAACCUCUACUUCAUCUUUGACUGGAUAAUCUUCGCGUCCUUGAAGUCGAUAGCCUGGCCUUUGAUACUAAACAUGAGCCUAUGGCUGGUCGGGUUUGCCAUGCAACUCCUGGCGCUUCACAUCGCCUGCGAUUACACGGCUACCGAGGCGAACUCCAUGGGCGCUCUCCUCCUCGAAUGGGACACCAGGACGAUGACCAGGUUCCCGGACGACGACACGGUGCGCACUUCGCUGCGCUUCCUGAUCAGACGCCUUCAGUUCUCCGCGGGCGGCCUCUUCGACGUGAAUCUGCUGCUACUGCGCUCGAUCAUCGCGGUGAUGUCGACUUACCUGAUCAUCCUGCUGCAGUUCCCGGCUUAGGAGUCCGCGGGAACUUUGACGACUGGCGUGCCAGUCGAUCGAGGGAAUCGACUCGCUUCUCGAUCGAACGCCGGGGUGAAUUUUAUACGUCGAAGAUAUUCGAGGCAAGCGAUCGCCGCUCCAGCGA